This is a messenger RNA of Meloidogyne enterolobii, 543 nucleotides long. The record is from the annotation of a GenBank genome assembly. NCBI's taxonomy places the organism in Eukaryota, Metazoa, Nematoda, Chromadorea, Rhabditida, Meloidogynidae.
AUGUCAACAAAAAAUAAUAUUAAAGUAGUAAAUAAAAAUAUCUCUGCAGAACGUUUAGGCUUACUUAGAGAAGAAUGUCAAAGAUUAGGGAGAAUUUUGGAAGAACAAAUUCAACAACACUAUUAUAGAUGUGGAAUAAACAUUAAUUUCCAUCAACAACAAAAUAACGUAACCAAUAGAAAAGCUUUAGCAACAAUUUUGAAAAUCAGCAAACCUCCUCAACUUCCAGAAAAAUUAAAAGAAAAAUCCCCUUCUCCACUAAAAUAUUCCCCUCCUCCUAUUUAUCAAUUUAAAAGAAAAAAUAAUUUUUUAAAUCAAAGUCCUUCCCCCUCAAAAAUUUUUUAUAAUUUUAAUCAAUUUAUUUUUCCACCAAUACAAAGAUGGCAUCCAACAGUUUGGCCAACAAAAAACAGAAAUCCUCCUAAAAAUAAAUUAAAAAAUAAUUUAAUAGAUGAAGUGAAAGACAGUGUUUCUAAAACCCGUAUUGUUGAAUUUCCUGCUAAUGCUACAAUUCCUAAACCUUUUUGGUUCACUAAACGGUAG